GGCAUAUCUUUUCCUCAUCUCUCUUUUUUUCUUGCUUUAGUUUCAGAAUAAAUCAAACCUGAAUUUUGUAAACCAAAUGGAGAAGAGAAAACAAUUUGGCUCAGGAGCUUCUGCAUCUGCUUCCAAAAAGUCUAGGUCCACCAAUGAUGAUGAGGAUUAUGAGAUGAAUGAUUUUGAUGACAUGGACCAAGACUACCCAGAUGAUGAUGAGCUGGACCAAAUGGAAGCUGCUGCAUACAAUUGUGAAUCUUCUUCACCAGUUGAUGAUGCUGUUGGAUACCCAGAGUGGAAGAGGCCCAACAUGCCUCCUGUUUCUGCUGAUAAAGAGUCCUUAGUGUUUCAGCAGCUGGAAAUAGACCAUUACAUUGGCAAUGCUCGGAAGGACAUGCCUGGACAACAAGCUGGUCGGGUGCCCAUCAUGCGUAUGUUUGGGGUCACAGACAACGGCAACUCAGUGUGCUGUCAUGUGCAUGGCUUCAGUCCUUACUUCUAUGUCAAAUGUCCACCUAUAUUUAAGGAACAGCAUCUUGCACCAUUCAAGACGGCUCUUGACCGAGCGCUGUUGGACGACAUGCGUAGCAACAAGGAGCAGAUUACCGACGCUGUGCUGGCUGUAGAUCUGGUCAUCAAGGAGUCCAUCUAUCAUUUCCACAACAACGAGAAAGUGCCGUUCCUGAAAAUAACCGUGGCGCUUCCACGACUCAUUGCUGCCUGCAAGAGAUUGCUUGGUGAUGGCAAAGUGGUUGUGGCAGAUAUCGGCACUCCGCCAUACGAGGCAUACGAGUCUAAUGUUGACUUUGAGGUUAGGUUCAUGGUAGACAAGGCACUUGUGGGAUGCUGUUGGGUGGAGUUACCUGCUGGCAAAUACACGGUGCGCUCUAACAAAGAAACGAUCACAAGCUGCCAGUUGGAAGUGGACGUCGCAUGGGAUAAGUUCAUCGCCCACCCUCCUGAGGGAGAUUGGGGGAGACUGGCUCCCUUUAGGACGCUCUCAUUUGACAUUGAAUGUGCCAAUAGGAAAGGCAUUUUCCCCGAGUUCCAGAUGGAUCCUGUGAUACAAAUAGGCAACUGCGUGAAGCGGGAAGGAGACUCCGAGCCCUUCAUCCGCACCAUCUUCACCUUGGGGGACUGCGCUCCCAUCGUGGGGGCGCGGGUCUUGUCCUUCAAGGACGAGAAGGCCAUGCUUGAGGCUUGGGCAGCAUUCGUGCGGCAGGUUGACCCCGAUAUCAUCACAGGCUACAACAUCAACAACUUCGAUUUCCCAUACCUGAUAGACCGCGCACGCCACCUCAAGUGCUCGAAAUUCCCGUAUCUGGGCCGCGUCAGAGCAAUUCAAUCAGUGGUAAAGACGACCAUGUUGCAGAGCAAGCAAAUGGGCAAGCGAGAAAAUAAAUCUGUCAAUAUCGAAGGACGCACUCAGUUCGACGUGAUCCUUGUGCUGCUGAGGGAAUACAAGCUACGAUCCUACACUCUGAACGCCGUGUCCUACCACUUCCUACAGGAGCAGAAGGAGGACGUGCAUCACUCCAUCAUCACCGACCUCCAGAAUGGCAACGAUCAAACCAGAAGAAGAUUGGCGGUAUACUGCCUUAAGGACGCUUACCUGCCGCUGCGCCUCAUAGACAAGCUCAUGUGCGUCAUCAACUACAUGGAGAUGGCGAGGGUGACGGGCGUGCCGCUCUCGUACCUCCUCACCAGAGGACAGCAAAUUAAAGUCAUGUCGCAGCUUCUCAGGAAGGCUGCAGAACAGAACCUGGUGAUACCCGUGCACCAUGGUGUAGGUGACGACGAGUUCGAGGGCGCCACCGUGAUUGAGCCACGACGUGGCUAUUAUGAUACGCCCAUUGCCACGCUGGAUUUCUCUUCACUGUAUCCCUCCAUCAUGAUGGCUCACAACCUCUGCUACACUACAUUAAUUACCUCUCCAAAGCACGCCGAGACUCUUGGGAAAGUGACUUUCAUUGUAGCAAGUUCAAUGCAAGAUUACAUCAAGACACCGUCGGGGAAUUAUUUUGUCAAGUCCCACAAACGGAAGGGCUUACUACCUGAGAUCUUAGAGCAUCUUCUCGCAGCUCGUAAGAAGGCUAAAUCUGAUCUUAAGAAUGAGACAGACCCUCUUAGAAAGAAGGUGUUAGAUGGCCGUCAACUUGCACUGAAAAUCUCAGCAAACUCAGUGUACGGCUUCACUGGCGCACAAGUCGGCAAGCUGCCUUGCUUGGAGAUCUCUCAGAGCGUCACGUCUUUCGGUCGUACGAUGAUUGCCUUCACGAAGGAUGAAGUGGAGAAACAGUUCAGAACCGAGAACGGCUAUGAGCACGACGCUGAAGUUAUCUAUGGAGACACUGACUCCGUUAUGGUCAAAUUUGGAGUUACAACCGUGGCUGAGGCAAUGAAACUUGGCAGAGAAGCUGCUGGGUUUGUGUCGGCAAAGUUUGUCAACCCCAUCAAUCUUGAAUUUGAAAAGGUUUACUUCCCCUACCUUUUGAUCAAUAAGAAGCGUUAUGCUGGCCUCUACUUCACGAAGCCUGAUGUGCACGACAAGAUGGACUGCAAGGGCAUUGAGACGGUCAGAAGGGACAACGCUCCCAUCGUCGCUAAUCUUAUCAAUAACUGCCUACAAAAAAUUCUCAUCGACAGGAAUCCUAACGGCGCCGUGGAGUUUGCAAAGCAAACAAUCGCGGACCUUUUGUGUAACCGCAUCGACAUUUCACAACUCGUAAUAACGAAAGAGCUGACGAAGACGGAGAAAGACUACGCUGCUAAGCAGGCACACGUUGAGCUCGCCAGCAAAAUGAAGAAGCGCGAUGCUGGCAACGCCCCCAAACUGGGCGACCGCGUGCCCUACGUCAUCAUUGCGGCCGCCAAGAACACUCCAGCAUACGAGAAAGCAGAGGAUCCCAUAUACGUGUUGGAGAACAGUCUUCCCAUCGACUACGAAUACUACCUCACUAAUCAGUUAAGCAAGCCAUUGCUCAGGAUAUUCGAGCCAAUCCUGGGAGAUAAAGCUGAAUCCAAGCUAUUGCGAGGAGAUCACACGCGGACGCGCACCAUCUCCCACAGCAAAGUGGGCGCCAUGGCAAAAUUCAUCACCAAGAAAUACGCUUGCAUCGGCUGUAAAGUGCCCGUGGCCAGUGCCAGCGUAGCGCUCUGCAGUCAUUGCAAAAGCAAGGAAGAUGCCGUGUACAUGCAGCAAAUAUCUGUCCUCGCAUCUCUUGAGAGUAAAUUCAAUCGUCUGUGGACGCAGUGCCAGCGGUGCCAAGGCUCACUGCACGAGGAGGUCAUAUGUACGAGUCGCGAUUGUCCCAUCUUCUACAUGCGGAAGAAAGUACAGCUCGAGCUUACAGAUCAGGAUAAAAUCGUCCAGAGAUUUGGCGCCCCUUCCUGGUGAAAACAGAUCAUAGUUUUGUCACGAGGCCUAGUUGUGGGUGACGACCAAUUUAGGUGUCGAUUGAUCAGCCACAUAAGUAUUUUCCUUAGUGAAAAUCCCGUUCUGAAAUUUUAAUGAAGAUCUCAUUAUUCUUUUUCUAUAAUUUUGUUGAAUUUGUUUGAAUGAAGUUGCAAAGUUUUCCCUUUGAUCUCGAUUCUAAAUCUCGAGUAAUUGGACGGCAGAUAUGGCACAUUCAUCGAAAAAUGCAGUAUUUGAUGCUCCUUUUGUACAGUUAAUAGUUGAAAUUUUCUCGUUUUGGUUGGUUCAAUACUACCAUAUGACUGGU
Messenger RNA from Hyalella azteca, 3713 nucleotides. RefSeq names its product DNA polymerase delta catalytic subunit-like (gene PolD1). Gene Ontology annotation, molecular function: DNA binding; 3'-5'-DNA exonuclease activity; nucleotide binding. The record is from RefSeq and is a predicted model, not a curated record. Gene Ontology annotation, cellular component: delta DNA polymerase complex. Gene Ontology annotation, biological process: nucleotide-excision repair, DNA gap filling; DNA-templated DNA replication; DNA replication proofreading. NCBI's taxonomy places the organism in Eukaryota, Metazoa, Arthropoda, Malacostraca, Amphipoda, Hyalellidae.